Spea bombifrons (plains spadefoot toad) is the source of this 4487-nucleotide messenger RNA. RefSeq names its product MLLT1 super elongation complex subunit (gene MLLT1). NCBI's taxonomy places the organism in Eukaryota, Metazoa, Chordata, Amphibia, Anura, Pelobatidae. Gene Ontology annotation, biological process: regulation of DNA-templated transcription. Bases 200 to 1852 code for a protein of 550 amino acids. Gene Ontology annotation, cellular component: super elongation complex. The record is from RefSeq and is a predicted model, not a curated record. The transcript is spliced from 12 exons.
AGGGCGGAGUGGUCCAUUGCAAGCUGCGAGGGGGGGUUUGGGCCUAGUCUGGGGCUGUGGGGCCUGCCUGGAUUUGUGACAUUCUCGUCUCAUUGUAUACGAGUCAAAGCCGAGAAUCAGGCUAUUUUGAUGCUGGAGAAUGAGGUCGUAGAUGUCGUAAAUAGUCAAGAGGAAGAAGAGACUGCCGCAGGAGAGAGACAUGGACAGCCAGUGCACUGUACAGGUGAAACUGGAGCUGGGUCACCGUGCCCAGUUGAGGAAGAAGCCAACUACAGAGGGAUUCACCCAUGACUGGAUGGUCUUUGUUCGUGGCCCAGAGCAGUGUGACAUUCAGCAUUUUGUAGAAAAGGUGGUCUUCAGGCUGCAUGACAGCUUCCCCAAACCUAAACGUGUGUGCAAGGAACCUCCCUAUAAAGUAGAAGAGAGUGGGUAUGCUGGUUUCAUCCUGCCUAUUGAAGUGUACUUCAAAAACAAGGAGGAGCCCAAAAGGGUCUGCUUUACUUAUGACUUGUUCUUGAACUUGGAAGGGAAUCCACCAGUAAAUCAUCUACGCUGCGAAAAGCUGACAUUCAAUAACCCCACAAAGGAGUUCCGACGAAAACUACUGAAAGCUGGAGGGGUGAUGGUUAUGCCAGAGGGAGCAGAGACUGUGUCCAGACCGAGUCCAGAUUACCCAAUGCUACCAACAAUCCCCCUAUCUGCCUUUUCAGACCCAAAGAAAGCUAAGCCAUCUCAUGGCUCAAAGGAUGGAAACAAGGACAGCAAGACUUCAAAACCCCAUAAGGUAACAAAGGAGCACCGGGAGCGGCCAAGAAAAGAUUCAGAAAGCAAAACUAAGGAGAGUGAAGGAAAUAAACAAAACAAGGAAACCUCCUCCCGAAAACCUGCUGAAAUCAAACCUCCUAAAGAAGAGAAAGCACCUGUUAAAGUUGCCUUCAAGGAGCAGAAAAUGACCCUCAAAGAACCCAAGCCUGAAAACAUGUCUCCAAAAAGUGUUCCUGCUGAUAUUAAGCCCAGCAGCAAGAGGCCCCCAAACUCUGAUUCACCAAAAUCAAUGACCAAGAAACUUAAGAAGGGUAGUUCCAAAGGGCUUCCUAUGUCUGGAACGUCCCCUCGAGGACCUCCUAAUCCUGUCACAACUUCCACCACCUCUUCUUAUCCAGAAAAGAAGCCGCUUAAAGAAAAACCCAUUACCAAGGUGGAUAGACCUAAGCCUGAUAGUGAGGUUAAGAAGUCUACAGAGGCUGAAGAUUCAAACUCUGAUGAUGAUGGGUCAUCAAAAUCAGAAUCAGUCCCAUCCAGUCCCUCCAACAGCAGCUCCAGUUCUGACUCGAGCUCAGAGUCGGAUUUUGAACCCCCGCAGCAUCAUAGCCAAGGCCUCCUGAGAUCCAUGGUGGAGGAUCUUCAGUCGGAGGAAUCAGACGAUGAUAGCUCCUGUGGGGAAGAAUCAGCUCCAAAGACCAAGACAACUGGCAGAGAUUCUCGGAUAAGUCUUAGUGACAGUGACAGCAGUGACGACUCUUGCGCCCCUAGCCGUGGAGCUGCCCCCAUACAGAAAAUGCCCCCUGCUAAUAAUAAGACCACUGGCCGAAGAAGCCCAGAGAGCUGUACUAAAUCGGACAAGAUGCUGAAGAAAGGUGUAUACGACAAGGCAUAUACAGAUGAGCUAGUGGAACUACACCGGAGGCUGAUGGCUUUGCGGGAGAGAAAUGUACUUCAGCAGAUUGUAAACCUUAUUGAGGAGACGGGUCAUUUCAAUGUCACCAACACAACUUUUGACUUUGAUCUCUUCUCUCUGGAUGAGACAACGGUCCGCAAACUGCAGAGUUAUCUGGAGGCUGGCGCUACAUGACCUCCUGGGGGAUGGGUGAGAAAGGAAGAUUGUGAUGUUGAGCAGUUUGCUCUGAAACAUCCCCAGCCCCUGAAUCAGUCCUGGGAGCGUCUGAGGCCGACCAGCUGCUCCCUAUCAAUAGGACCUCUCUCACUGUGCCACCUGGCUCCACCAAUCAGGAUUCCAUCACUCCCAAUAGUGUCAGGCUUUCUAACCUUCCUAAGCACACGAGGUUGACAGGUUUAUUAAACCUUUAUUGUACUUUCAAAAUACAGAUAUAACCAGGUUUCAGUUUUAAGAGGUUUCGUUCGGUUUAUGGUGGAAAAAUUGAAUCCGUGUUGGUAGCUGACAUAUCAUUGCAAGUGUUUGUAUAGAAUUGUAUGUGUUUUUGGAACACAUACAUGGACAAGCACAUCUAGGCUGUAAUCUGCAUUUAUAUAUAUAUUUGAAUUGAUGCCUUUUUUUCAUCCAACCUGGCCUUAGAUGCAGCUGCAUUUUAAUUUCCUCUAAUAAAAUUCCGUCUGUAUUUUGAGAUUACAUUUUACAAAGGAAAUCUGCUGUGAGGCAAGAGGGACUGGUUCUUGUGAAGGCAUCUCACAGCGGGCUCUCUCUCCUCUCGAUUGCCAUCACCUAUCAGUGUUCUUCUUCCCAUGACAGUUGUAACUGAGAGAGGUUGUAUUUCAGGCGAGCAAGUAGAGGGUUGAACUCUGCUUCAGAAUAAUUAUGGAACUUCAGAUCUGUAAGCUGUAUAUUAUAUAUUAUAUAUAUGUAUGUAUGUAUUUUAUGUAUAAGAGGGCCUGGAGGGGCAUUGUAUGAUUGAUUUUUUUAUUUUUUUUAUUCUCUGAGGGUUAAGGGUUGAAUACUGAUACUUUUAAUUUCUUUUUAGUCUCUUGCUGUAAUUUUAAAUAUUUUUACUCAAUUGAGCAUGAGAUACUGCAUUUGACAUGCAAGAGGGAUGGUGGAGGUGGUAUGCAUUUAAAAUGGUUUUAGCAACAUAUUCUAUUUCUGUUCUUUUAUACUAGGGGUACUUUUGAGGUAUCUUUCUGUUUGUAAAGAGGUGAAGCAUAUUGCCCCAAAAGGAGGCAGAUCUACAGGCCGGCAGUGGAAGAGUAUUUGUAUAGGACCUCAGCUGGGUUGAUACCAGCACUCUGUUUACUCUUCUUUCUAUUGUUGCAAUGAAGGCAGUGUUGUCCAUGCGUUUGUAAGCCAAAAGCAGUCGGUUCAUGUGUUUCACUUUCCUCCGCACUAAAACCUCUGCUUUUGGAGUUUUUAAAUGAAUCAGUCAUCCAAUUACAUGUGUACGUUACAAUCCAGUUUCAUGUGCACAGAAAUUGCUGUUGUUUGCACUGAACAUUUCUCCUGACCAUGUGCAAUUUUGCUAACUCCGUGUCUAGUGCCCUGUUCGUUUUUGUGUUUAACACGCCUAUCCUAUGCACUGGAUGACAGGUUUUAACCCACUGCUUUUGAACAUGAAUCCUCAAGGGCUGCAAAUACCCCAGGUAUAUGGGACACUGCUCAGUUACUCACAAAGUUGAUUGAUUAUAUGUUUAAUCUGAAAAGAAAAAAGAUCUCACAACCAUGGUUAGAUUGCUGUUGUGGAGUACAUUUGGAAACCUUGCAUUAAAUCUGACAUGCCAAAAGUUUCCAGCACAGGGGUAGAACGUUUAAAAAGUUGUACACUUCCAGUUCUUUCCUGUCAUCCUUUGUUGACAUACAAAACACUAACUAUAUUUUUACAUAGGUUUUUACACUCCUUUUUCUAGUUUGCCCCCCCCCCCCACGUUAGCAUCCUGAGUCCCUCCAAGGACCAAAAUGAUUAUAUAAAGAGGCGAUGCCUCUGAAUGGUCCCUUUUUUAUAACCUACAUUUGUAUUUUACUUUCUUUUUUGUUGUAAAUGUGUUUGGCAGGCUAUGAGCUCAUCACGCCCUUCUUAAAAGGUAAAAAUGCUCUGAUCACUACAGCUCUGGAAUUUUCCCUCUGCUUUUCCACCGGUUAUACAGAGACCCUGUACUUGUGUUGUGAACCUCAUAUGGUAUGGGUGUAGAAAUUCAAGAUUUUCAGACAUUUCCCACAUUGUGAUUAGUCAGGGGUUUUCCAUGCACAGUAUUGAAUUCAAUCUUCUUGAUAUCAGUAUUUCUUAUAAGCUGCAAAAGGUUUUACUUUUCCCCACAGGUUUUUUUUUGUUAAAUAUUUUAUAUAACUUUACAUAGGUAAAUGCAUCAUUCAUGGGGAAUUUGACCCAAAAUGUAUUCUAUAAAUGCUGUUAUAGAAAAAAGGGUGGGAUAUAUAAUCCAUUGUUACCAGGACAUCUCGGUCUCCUCUUUGUUCAUGCCAAAUUUGGUAUGCAUUGUUACCAUUUACCAGUAUUUGAUAUUGGGCCUUUGUGACACUUUAAGAAAACCUUCAAUUUCAACAGUUGCAGCGUGUAAAAAUACACUUUUAAAUGAAACAAAAUUUAAACAAGCUGGUUUAUUGCCCUGGAAGUAUUUAUUAAUGUAUCAAGCUGAAUGGGUUGCUUUUUUUAACCCAAAAGCAAGCUUGGAAACUGUAUUGCUAAUGAUGCAGAGAUGUUUUGGUCCUGUAUUAUUUUUAUUUUAAUAUUGGAAACCUGGAAAGAGUUUUUAUAGAAAAAUGUGAAAUAAAGAUGGAGAAAUGC